Messenger RNA from Pristis pectinata (smalltooth sawfish), 2835 nucleotides. RefSeq names its product S-adenosylmethionine synthase-like. Gene Ontology annotation, biological process: S-adenosylmethionine biosynthetic process. The record is from RefSeq and is a predicted model, not a curated record. The transcript has 9 exons. Gene Ontology annotation, molecular function: ATP binding; methionine adenosyltransferase activity. Gene Ontology annotation, cellular component: cytosol. Lineage: Eukaryota; Metazoa; Chordata; Chondrichthyes; Rhinopristiformes; Pristidae. The coding region runs from base 135 to 1325 and encodes 396 amino acids.
AGCAGGAACAAGAGUUUAUCCAUCUAUAGUACUGGAUUCAGGGGACUCUGGGGCUCUCUCUUCCCCACCUUCUGACUGAAUCAAGGCAAUCCCUCUCAAAUUGAAACAAAGUGCGACAUUUUCUCACCUUAAAGAUGAGUUGCCCGAUGAAUGGUAUCCAUAGCAACUUCCUACAUGAUGAAGGGACCUUCAUGUUCACUUCAGAGUCAGUGGGCGAGGGGCAUCCUGAUAAAAUCUGUGACCAGAUCAGUGAUGCUGUGCUGGAUGCCCACCUGCUGCAGGACCCCGAUGCCAAGGUUGCGUGUGAGACGGUCUGCAAGACUGGAAUGGUGCUGUUAUGUGGUGAGAUCACCUCACGGGCGAUUGUUGAUUACCAGAGAGUGGUAAGGAACACAAUCCAGUACAUCGGAUAUGAUAAUUGUUCCAAAGGUUUUGACUACAAGACUUGCAAUGUGCUGGUAGCAUUGGAGCAGCAGUCUCCGGACAUCGCGCAGGGAGUCCAUCUGGACAGAGAUGAGGAAGACAUAGGUGCUGGAGACCAGGGCCUGAUGUUCGGUUAUGCCACGGAUGAGACAGAAGAGAGCAUGCCGCUGACAAUUGUACUUGCUCACCAGCUCAACGCUCGCAUGGCCGAGCUGCGACGUGACCACACCCUCCCCUGGCUCCGACCCGACUCCAAAACCCAGGUGACGGUGCAGUACAGCCAGGAGAACGGGAUGGUCGUCCCUACCCGCGUGCACACCAUCGUCAUCUCUGUGCAGCACGACGAAGACAUAGGGCUGGAUGAAAUGCGCAAGGCCCUGAAGGAGAAGGUUAUCGAUACCGUGGUCCCCAAAAAGUACCUGGAUGACAACACCGUGUAUCACCUCCAGCCCAGCGGGCGAUUCGUGAUUGGAGGACCUCAGGGUGAUGCUGGAGUCACUGGCCGGAAGAUCAUUGUGGACACGUAUGGGGGAUGGGGAGCUCACGGUGGUGGAGCUUUCUCGGGCAAGGACUACACCAAGGUUGAUCGAUCUGCUGCUUAUGCUGCUCGCUGGGUAGCUAAGUCCCUAGUGAAAGCCGGUCUGUGCAAACGUGUCCUAGUACAGGUUGCCUACGCCAUUGGUGUUGCUGAGCCGCUCUCCAUCUCCAUCUUUUCAUACGGGACUUCUCAGAUGGGAGACAGAGCGCUGAUGGAAAUCGUGAGGAAGAACUUCGACCUUCGACCCGGUGUGAUUGUCAGGGACCUAAACCUGAAGACAGCAAUCUACCAAAAAACCGCCUGCUAUGGACAUUUUGGCAGGAAUGAAUUCCCAUGGGAAGUGGCCAAGAAGCUAAACUACUAACCAUACCAGCCUGGUCCCAGAUUUGCUGCUGUUUACACCAAUGAACUCACAAAUGGCUCCUCGCUCUGGGAUUCUAUUUCAAAUUGUCUGCUACCGGUAGUUAUAUGAGCUAGGUUCAGAUACUUAAUUACAGAUGGGACCAACCACAAAAACAUUACAAUAGUAAGAAGCUUUAACUAGCUUAAUGUUGACUUGUUAGAGAAGAGUUGUUUCUCCUUCCCUGGGAGCUUCCAUCCACUGUCUGGCACUUGAUUUUGGAGAGGAAAUACUUUCACUUAAAUGAAUUAUAACUUCCUAAUUGUGGUGGAGGAAGCCAUCAGCUGAAUGCCAUGAUCUGCUUGAUUGUUUCACAAGUCAUGGUUACCAUCUGGGUAACAAAGACCACACCAAACUGGGCCACAAAUGAACAAAAUUCAGGGUGUUAAUAACCUGCUUAAGUUGCCUGAAGCAUUAACAGCUCAGACAGUCUGUCAUUUCAGUUCUGUUCUCCUUCCUUCCCUACUGCAAGGGAACACUGUAAAUGGCACAGAUGCACAUUGAAAAUUGUCAACUGAUACAAGGGUGUGGCUGGAGUUAAUGCCCAGGAGCUCCAAGUAAAAGUAAUUUUAUUUAAAAAAAAUAUAAUCUGAUAUAAACCUUAAAAAUCAACAGUUCAAAGUCCCUGAAUCCACAUGGUUUCUGAAAAAACUCCCCACUUUACUCUGACAAAGAAAUAGCACGUUAAGAGUAGGCUGUUGCUCAGUGAAUCGGUACCAGUCUUACCUCCAAAUCAUUCCAGUGAUUUCAACACAAAAAUAUAAAUGCCUUUGUGUAAAGAUGGAAGUGCCAUACAGUCACAGGUGAGUACUUCUUUCCAAUGAGAUGUUAAUCUGAAGUUGUGUCUGCUCUCUCAAGUGCUCUUGGCCAGUUCUUAUUUCUCAAUCAAAGCCACACAAAUAGAUUAUCUAGUCUUAAUCAGAUUGUCAUAUAUGGAAACUUGAAGUGCCCAAAUUGGCUGUGGAUUCCCUUCAAUACAAUAAUAACUACAUUUCAAAAGUAUUUAUUUGGCUAUAAAGCACUUUGGGGCAUUUUUUUACUGUUAAUCCUAGUGUGUCUUUAAACCUCAGCAGUGUCCGGACGCUGCUGAGGUUUAAAGACACACUAGGAUUAACAUUAAAAAACCUGGAGGAUAAUGUACUAACGCUCUGUGAUGAUGUGGUGUGAAGCAGGAACUUAACCAGGGAGAGCCAGGCAGCUAAUGCAAUUUUCCAGAAUGAAUGGGAAAUCAAGCCAUCCACACUGAUGCCAGUGUCCCAAAUCCCAGUGCACAUUCCCAUCGCACAACAUUUUGUGUCAGGAGUGCUCCUUGUGUAACCUAUAUUUUCUUAAAACUUCUCUUUCGCACCAAAACAAGCCAUGAAUUAUGUUUGUUGCUUGUAAUCCAGACCAGCAGGUGAUGCAUAUUAAUUCUUACUGUUUGCGCUAAACUAUGGAAGUAAAGCUGAAGCGUGACUCUGGGAAGUCAGACCCA